GGGUUGGGAUUGGCCGCGCGCUGGGCCAAGGAGGCCUGGGAAGGGGCUAGGAAGGAGCUGGAGCAGGAAAAGCAGCGCCGAGGCGGCGGCGGUAGUGACGGCGGCUCCGAACCUCUGAGGGCAGGAUGCAGGUCCGCGUCGGACUGACGCUGCUGCUCUGCGCGGUGCUCCUGGGCUCGGCGGCCGCGUCCUCGGAUGAUGAAAGUGACCGGGAUGAAUCCUUAGAUUCCAAGAGCUCUUUGCCAACGGAUGAGUCGGUGAAGGACCACACCACCACAGGCAGAGUAGUCGCUGGCCAGAUAUUCCUUGAUUCAGAGGAAUCAGAAUUAGAAUCCCCCCUUCAAGAUGAGGAAGACAGCCUCAAGAUCCAGGAGGAGGUCAGUGUCACUGAAGAAGUCAGCUUUCUGGAAUCUGCAAGUCCAGACAGCAAGGACUAUGAAGAACCAAAGAAAGUACGGAAGCCAGUCUUGACUGCCAUUGAAGGCACAGCGCAUGGGGAGCCCUGCCACUUCCCUUUCCUUUUCCUGGAUAAGGAGUAUGAUGAGUGCACGUCAGAUGGGAGGGAAGAUGGCAGACUGUGGUGUGCCACAACCUAUGACUACAGGACAGAUGAGAAGUGGGGCUUCUGUGAAACUGAGGAAGAUGCAGCUAAGAGACGGCAGAUGCAGGAAGCUGAAGUGAUGUACCAGACCGGGAUGAAGAUUCUGAACGGAAGCAACAAGAAAAGCCAAAAGAGAGAAGCGUAUCGGUAUCUUCAGAAGGCCGCAAGCAUGAACCACACCAAAGCCCUGGAGAGAGUGUCCUAUGCUCUUUUGUUCGGUGAUUACCUCACACAGAAUGUCCAGGCAGCUAAAGAGAUGUUUGAGAAACUGACUGAGGAAGGCUCUCCAAAAGGACAGACUGCUCUUGGCUUUCUCUACGCCUCUGGACUUGGUGUUAAUUCAAGUCAGGCAAAGGCUCUUGUGUACUAUACUUUUGGAGCUCUUGGUGGCAAUCUGAUAGCCCAUAUGGUUUUGGGUUACCGGUACUGGGCUGGCAUUGGAGUCCUCCAGAGUUGUGAGUCAGCACUGACCCAUUAUCGCCUGGUUGCCAAUCAUGUUGCUAGUGAUAUCUCUCUAACUGGAGGUUCCGUAGUACAGAGAAUACGGCUGCCUGAUGAAGUGGAAAACCCAGGGAUGAACAGUGGGAUGCUGGAAGAAGAUUUGAUUCAGUAUUACCAGUUCCUAGCUGAGAAGGGUGAUGUCCAAGCACAGGUUGGUCUAGGACAGUUACAUCUUCACGGAGGGCGUGGAGUGGAACAGAAUCACCAGAGAGCAUUUGACUAUUUCACUUUAGCAGCAAAUGCUGGGAAUUCACAUGCUAUGGCCUUCCUGGGAAAGAUGUAUUCUGAGGGGAGUGACAUCGUGCCUCAGAGCAAUGAGACAGCUCUUCACUACUUCAAGAAAGCUGCUGACAUGGGCAACCCAGUUGGACAGAGCGGGCUUGGAAUGGCCUACCUCUACGGGAGAGGAGUUCAAGUUAAUUAUGACCUGGCAUUGAAGUAUUUCCAGAAAGCUGCUGAACAAGGCUGGGUGGAUGGGCAGCUCCAGCUUGGUUCAAUGUACUAUAAUGGCAUUGGAGUCAAGAGAGAUUAUAAACAGGCCUUGAAGUAUUUUAAUUUAGCUUCCCAAGGAGGUCAUAUCUUGGCUUUCUAUAACCUAGCGCAGAUGCAUGCCAGCGGCACAGGGGUGAUGCGAUCCUGUCAUACUGCGGUGGAGUUGUUUAAGAAUGUGUGUGAGCGAGGUCGUUGGUCUGAGAGGCUUAUGACUGCCUAUAACAGCUAUAAAGACGGUGACUACAAUGCUGCAGUAAUCCAGUACCUCCUGCUGGCUGAACAGGGCUAUGAAGUGGCACAAAGCAAUGCAGCCUUCAUCCUUGAUCAGAGAGAAGCGACCAUUGUAGGUGAGAAUGAAACCUACCCCAGAGCUUUGCUGCACUGGAACAGGGCCGCCUCACAGGGUUAUACUGUGGCUAGAAUUAAGCUUGGAGACUACCAUUUCUAUGGAUUUGGCACUGAUGUGGACUACGAGACUGCCUUUAUUCAUUAUCGUCUGGCUUCUGAGCAGCAGCAUAGUGCCCAAGCCAUGUUUAACCUGGGGUAUAUGCAUGAAAAGGGACUAGGCAUCAAACAGGAUAUUCACCUUGCAAAACGCUUUUAUGACAUGGCAGCUGAGGCCAGCCCUGAUGCACAAGUACCUGUUUUCCUGGCACUCUGCAAAUUGGGUGUCGUCUAUUUCUUGCAGUACAUACGGGAAGCAAAUAUUAGAGAUCUAUUCACCCAACUGGAUAUGGACCAGCUUUUGGGACCUGAGUGGGACCUUUACCUCAUGACCAUCAUCGCACUGCUGUUGGGCACAGUCAUAGCUUACAGGCAGAGGCAGCACCAGGACAUGCCUGUCCCCAGGCCUCCAGGGCCACGGCCAGCUCCUCCCCAGCAGGAAGGACCACCAGAGCAGCAGCCACCACAGUAGUAGCCACCUGGCCAGCUGGGUCCAUGACCACUAAGGAACUCGGUUGCUGAGAACACUUGGAUUUGAUGAAGGACUGUGGAUGGUGGCCAGCUCCUGGAAGAGGCUCCAGGAAGCAUUGAAUUCCUAAAGCUGCUUAGAAUCUGAUGCCUUUAUUUUCAGGGACAAGUAACUGUUACCUAAGCUAAGUUGAAUGUUUGUUUCAGUGCCAUGUGGAAUAACAGCUCUCAGUGGCUUUCCCUCCUUUUUUCUUUCCUUCCUUCCUUCUUUCCUUCUCCCUUCCUUCCUUCCUCCUUCCCUUUUUUCUGGAAGCAUAUAGGAGACACUCUGAUAUGUGCUAUUCCCAACUGUCUUUCUUGGGUCCUUUUCAUCUUUUCAUUGCCCACAAGUUCUCCUAUCAGCUGUCUUUAACAUCCCGUGCAUUGACACUAAAAACUGACCAAAUUGGAAAAACCUAGUUAACUGCAAGUUUAACCCUCAACAUGCUUAAGUCUGAAAAUAGAACUUGCUUUUUACGUUUCAGAAAAAAAAAAAAGAUGUCUACGAAGUGUUUUGGAACUGCAAUAACUGAACAAAUUUAGCAGUCUACAUGCAUUUUUUAUUUUAAAAGCAAUUGUCUCAAGGUCUCUUAAAUUGGUGACUGUGACACUUCAUACCAUACUUCUUCAAAGACUGAAAGGCUUUGUUAAAGAAUUCUGUGUGAACUUCACUUCCUUGUAAUGGAAUAGAAACAAAACUUGAUGGACUGACAUCUUGCACUAACAUAAGAAUUCGCCCCCACCUACUCAUUGUAAUUUGCCUGUUUGCGUAUACAGAGUCUUGAUCCAGAAGCCAGGGGAUGGACUAAAUGGAGAAAGAGAAAACAGUCUUAAAAGACUUUGGAGGGAUCAUAGAGACACUUUCCCAAAAGCUGAAACACUUGGUUCCCAGGUUUUAUUGUACUUUGCGUUUCUUACUGCACAGAGAACAAAUAACCUUCCUGAACUCUUCAAAUAUGAAAUACUGUUGUCCGGACAUGGGAGGCAGUGACAACUCUUAGAAUACUAAAACUCAGAGAGUUGAGGAUGGAUUACACCCUGUGAUUGGCAGGAGCCAGUGUCUGUGUGCACCACUCUGUGUUCCGGUAGCUUUUUCUUUCUGACAGUUUUAUGUGGCCAUAGCUGUCACAUUCACCACCAUUCUGUUGUUAAUGUUAGAAAAUUCAAGACUAUUACACUUGAGAAUUUCCUGCUUAAAUAGAUGAAAAGACCAGCAGUUGAGAACUUUACAUAAUCACCCAAAUGAAAGAAUUCAAACCUGAACUGAACUUUUAUUGUUUGCAAUCAUCCAGUGGUAGUGUUCACCAGCCUGUAUCCAGUCAGUGAGUGGACAACAGCCUAUUUAUACUCACUUUACACUUUUCUUCCAUAAGCCAUCAUCUGCCAGGAAACUUAGGUUUUUUACUUGUAGAGUUGUAAUGCUUUGGGUUUUAAUGUUGGGAUUGUAAUUAGAAUUAGAUUUAAUUAAUCUAAAAUGAAUAUGAAGGUUUAAGUGUGAAGUUGUGUACUUUUGUGUGUGUGCUUACAGUAUUAUGGGAAACUUGGUAAGCAAACUUUCCUCCCAGACAAUUCACCUCCCAGUUUGAAGAGGUGGUCAUGGAGAGGACCAUGCAUAUAAAAGUGUAGCUUUGAGAGGUAGCAGAUAUUCCUCUCAAAAAUGUAAGGUUGCUUUGGGAGCACAUGUAAAUAUUAAAGCUUGUUCUGUGUCUUAGAGUGCGGGUGGUACAGUAAGUUGGUGCCUUUGCUGCUGACACUGCCCCAACCCUGCCCCCGGCAGAGUAAGUAUAAUCCAUGGUAGCAGCCGCUCUCUGUUUAGAAGACACUGUUUUAAUUUAUUUAGAAAUUAACAGGAACUGGGUGCAUGGCAUGUCCCAGAUACUUGAGGGACUGAAGCAGAAGAUGACUUUAGCCCCAGAGCCCAAGACCAGCCCAGGCAACUCAAUGAGACCCAGUCUCUAAAAAAACAAAUAAAAAGUUGGAAACCUAAGAUGACUAUGACUUCUAUGUUUUCCCUCUGCCGUCCACCUGAAACCUCCUUGGGCGGCAUUUUUACAUAUGUCUCUUCUUCCCGCGUGGAGUACUUGGAGAAAAUAAUUUUUAAAAUAACACACACUGCCUAAGGCUAGAUGGGAAAGUGUGUCAUUCUCUGUGUAGCAAGCUUCCUGUCACCUUGCCCCUUGCUGUCCUUUCCAUUAGUGACACCGCAGGUGUCUUUUUCGUGGUUUGUUCCCACCCUCUAUUCUCACCCUGGGUCCUUCACUACCAGAAAUCUGAACCGUAUGUUUUAUUAAACAAUUCAGUUCUUAACGGUUUCUUUCAAAGACCAUCUCAAGAUAUUUUGUUCCUUUUUUCCUACUGUUCAAGGGACAUGGUACCCAAGCAAAUAGAAAUUGGGUUUGGUAUUUCUCUUUAAAAAUAAUGCACAAUACUUACCUAAUCAAAUGGCAUCCAUUUGAAUAAAAUGGCAAUAAAGCUAGUUAAUGUCAGUGACAUUAAGCCAACUCCGGGAUUCGGGAGUUUUAGCAUUAGGACUAGAUGUACCAGGUGGAGCGUGGCUGUCUUGCUCCCUGUGGCCCGCUCUGCUGCUGCCCUUGGUGGUCUGGCUUGCAACCUGCCAAGCCGGACAGCGGCACUCUAUUUGGCUGCUGUUGUCUUGCGCACCUGCCUGGUUGGUUAUCCAACUAUUUCAGAGUCUUGAGACCACUCAUUUCUGUCAUAUUUUACAAAGGUGGCAUUGGUAGGGUUUUGUGUUUGAAGUUUUUGUUUCUGUUUUGUGGGUUCUCUUGGUUACUAGCUGAUGGCACACACACACACACACACACACACACACACACACAAAAAAAAAAAAACAAAAAAAACAAAAACCCUAAAUCAAAGACUACUUUUUCAAAUCAAAAUUCAUUAACACUCAAACCAGAUUCAUGUCAAAGUACAAGUCCUUAGUCUUGAUAUCUUGAAGCUGUGCCACCCUUCUGCACAGAAGGUUAAUUUCUGAGCAUUUUCCACUAAACUCUCUUGUUCCUGUACCGUCGGGAAGCAUAAGAAACCUCUUCUUCCAGCAAUAUGGUGAUUGAGUGCUCUGCGUGUAGAAUUUGGGGUUUUGUUCUGCUGGUUGCUUGGUUUUUUUCCUCUCUUCUCUGUUCCCCUGUUCAGUGUUUGGGAAGUAGGCAUGGAGGCCUCCCAAUGAAAACCUCAGCUCUUCAUGUGUGUACCACGUGUACAAGUGUCCAGUUGCAUCUGCAAAACCUUCACAGAGGUUUGGACUAGCAUUUUACAUGUACAUUUCAUAACAGUGCAGCCUGUGUUUCCUUCAGUGAGAGCAGGAUGUAUGUAAGAAAUACUCAGCAAAAGAAAACCUUUCCAAAAUGUUUUCAUCAGUUACUGCUCAAAUAUGAGUGAAAACGUAAAUUUUCUGUGCACCGUAUUGUCUGGAGCAUAUUGUCUGGUUUUUAAGUGGGCUGUGUGCUUUGAAGAGAAGCUGAAUGAACCCAUCCACUUGGUAUUUCAAGAAAAUUUAAAAUAACACCAAAUAGCAAUGAUUUGUAUCUUAAAGAGACCAUUUAUACAAAUAAAAAUCUGAUUUUGUAUACAUAAGAAGGGUCCUUUGGUUAUGUGCAGGGGAUCAUUCAGCUCUGCUGUUUUUACUAUUUAUCGACAAGCAAUCUGACACUAUAACUCCUUUAUUUAAAAACAAUGUUAUAUGAUCAAAGUGUGACCACUAUAAAUAUUUAGGAGGGGAAGUUUUAAAAGACCAUAACCUGGCAUUGUGAAGGAACACCACAGUAAACUUUUUUGUAAAUUUAUUUUGUAUUUAAUGAAAUGCAGUAUAAAGGCUGGUGAAAUGUAUUAUAAUUGUGUAAACAAAUCCUGUUAAUAGAGAGAUGUACAGAUUCGUUUUGUACUGUAUCUUGAAUCUUAUGAAAUAAAGAUCCCACCUCUGGUUAA
This is a messenger RNA of Nannospalax galili (Upper Galilee mountains blind mole rat), 6490 nucleotides long. It is a transcript of the gene Sel1l, whose product is annotated as SEL1L adaptor subunit of ERAD E3 ubiquitin ligase. NCBI's taxonomy places the organism in Eukaryota, Metazoa, Chordata, Mammalia, Rodentia, Spalacidae. Gene Ontology annotation, cellular component: endoplasmic reticulum membrane. Bases 126 to 2510 code for a protein of 794 amino acids. The record is from RefSeq and is a predicted model, not a curated record. The transcript has 21 exons. Gene Ontology annotation, biological process: ERAD pathway. Gene Ontology annotation, molecular function: protein binding.